GCAGUUGCAUUACAGCAUUCGGUGAAAGUGUAAGAGCAGAACGGAGCGCUUCCAUAAAAAAUAAUCACAACAUUAAUUUCCCUCCAUUCACGCACACAUGCCCACAUAGAAGUAAACAAAUUGGCAUUGUAUUGCUUCGUCUUUCACUGUGUGCCAGUAAUAAGUAAGUGCUCGUGGCCAAAAUCAAUGGGGCUGCUCUGAACGGCAGCAACUAUCAGUACCAAGUGGGCGAGCAAAGAACGCCAGCCGAUCCCCAGAUCCUACAUUUAUUGCUGGAAGAUUCGGAUAUGGUGAGGGUAUGGGGCACAAACCUGACAGCAAUAACCUGGGCCCAUGCGGUCAACAGUCAACAGCUGCUGGACGAGGCCCUCACAGAAACCGCUAACAUCGACUUUAUUGAGGCGGACAUUGUUCUGGGCAAACUAAAUGGCGAGGGCGAGGACAUGCCCGUCAUGGCCCAUCCGCCAGCAGUCGUCUCCGACCUCUCGCUAUCGGAAUUCCUUAACCAGAUCAUGGAAUUCAACCGGAAUCACGAGGGCCAGGAAAAGGGAGUCAAGCUCGACUUCAAGUCGAUCGAGGUCUUUGAGGGCUCCCUGGACAUUCUCGACGAGAGUAUUCCUAACAUGACCUACCCUGUUUGGAUGAACGCCGACAUCCUAAGUGGUCCCGUAGAUCAGAACACAACCGUGCCUGUGGAUGCGGAUCGCUUCUUCGCCGGCUGCAUGCGCUACAAGAAGGCGGCGCUCUCCAUCGGCUGGACAACCAACUGGGGCGCAGACUUCCGGGAGGGCGAGUACACGCAGGACCAAUGUGAUGCCAUGCUAGAGUCCCUGACCGCCAACAAUGUCCUCUCCACUGGCCAGGGCAUCACCUUUCCCGUGCGCGCCGGAAUAGCAGCCAACAGCCAGGAACAACUGCACCGACUGGUAGCCGCGGUCAACGAGACGAACGAGAGCACACUGACCAUAUGGUCAUCCGCCGGCGACUAUGUGGAUGUGGAUAAGUUGCGCCAGCUGAUCUUCGGCUUCGGGCUGGAACGAGUGUACUUGGACGUGCCGGAGGAGUUGGCCUCACAAUUGGAUCUGGGAAAUCCAGGCAACGGAGCCAGCACCUUCAAGUCCCUGUUCAGCUUUAGCUUCGUCAGCCUCUGCUUUUGGGCUUUGUCCAGCUGGUUGCAGCGGAUAUAAUAGAGGUCACUAAGUGAUUCAAGUAUGUAGGUACAACUGUCAAAGCAAAUUAAGAAAUUUGGUGCAAGAUCGUAAACGUAAUAAUGUGUGUAAUAAAGAGUUUUACUUUAAUA
This is a messenger RNA of Drosophila subpulchrella, 1300 nucleotides long. Its product is annotated as protein FAM151B. The transcript has 4 exons. The coding region runs from base 288 to 1187 and encodes 299 amino acids. The record is from RefSeq and is a predicted model, not a curated record. Lineage: Eukaryota; Metazoa; Arthropoda; Insecta; Diptera; Drosophilidae.